This is a messenger RNA of Rubroshorea leprosula, 584 nucleotides long. The record is from the annotation of a GenBank genome assembly. Lineage: Eukaryota; Viridiplantae; Streptophyta; Magnoliopsida; Malvales; Dipterocarpaceae.
AGGUCUCAUUUCCCUUCAUAUCCUCACACUCCAAACCCUUUUCUUUAGCAUUCAAAUCCAACAAAGAACCCUUACAACUAUGUUCAAAACUCAUUUGUUGAGCGCCUCCUCUCAUUCCCGCACCAUAUCUCAUUCCCCUUCAUCUCUCCGCACUCCAAACCCUUUCUUCAAUGUUCAAAUCCAACAAGGAACCCCUUGCAACUAUGUUCGAAAGUCAUUUGUUGAGCACCUCUUCUCCAACACAAUUGCUCAUCUUCUCAUUGAGCACUCAAAGACUUCUUCUCUCCAGAACAUGGUUUUUCAACAUUAGAGAGCAGUAAGGGUUUGAUUUGCAAGUGAAGGUGAGGACAAGCGGCCUAUGGUGGGUUUCGUACAAUGUCAUUUUACUCUUGAGGAGGAUAUUGUUGUGGCUUAGUUUGUUCUUCUUGAUUGCACAUCUUUUUCUAAUAUUUGUUGCCUUUUAUUUUAAAUUGAAUUUAAUUUGAUUUCUUUGAGGAUUUUUUUUUUUCGUAGAAUCAGAUAUGGGUCUUUUGAUGUUAACUACUUUGUAGGGGAGUUCAUUCUAAUAAAAGGGAAAGGGAAGU